Molecule: messenger RNA, 7014 nt
Organism: Besnoitia besnoiti
Lineage: Eukaryota; Apicomplexa; Conoidasida; Eucoccidiorida; Sarcocystidae
Exons: 2
Coding region: 1-7014 (2337 amino acids)
Source: RefSeq, a predicted model, not a curated record
AUGCAGUUCGCUCACGGCUGCUACGCUGCGAAAGAGGCUCGUGUUCUUUCCUCUCCCGUUCUCGAGGGUCCUUCAUCCUCCACCCGAGGCUCGCGCAGCGAUGAGAGACUCACGCCUUCCUGUCGAGGUCUUCCUUCCUCGCCGCCCAGGGGCGUAGUCAUGGCACACGGGCCUGAACGGUCCUCUGCGUCCUGUCCAGUCUUCUGUCCCUGCGUUUCGCCGUUCUUCACCUCUGUCGUGCCUUCUUCGCCGUCGCUGGCCUCUACAGGAGAGAGAGGCGGAGGGAUAGCAGACCCGCCAAAGCGAGGCGCUUUCGCCGCACAGGCAUCUCCGGAAUCGCUGCGUCUAUCGGCGGCGGAUCGCCCUCCCGGCGCGGCUCCCUUUCCAGCCCCGCAACAGAGCACCAACUACCUCUUUCAGGCUCCGCAGACGGAGCCCCAGCUCCACGCGCAGACGCCCUCUCCGGGCGCGAGUUGGGCUCCAAAUCCUCCGGGGUCGGCGUCUGUCGGUGGGGCAUCUUGCGGCCCCCAAGGACCCCCGUUCGUCCAGUAUUCUCUCUCUUCUGUCGACGGCUCGCCGGGGUGUCUGGCCUCGGCUCCAGAGGCGCUCCCAGUCUCCUUGGCCAGUGGCGUCUCUGUGGGCUCCACGACUACGGGCGGAGGGGCCCUCGGCAACGGGGGCGUAGACCGACACCCUGAUCGGGCCGGUCGUCAGUGUCCGUCACAGGGCGACGCCUCAGCUGUGCCCGCGAGUUUGGAGAGCAGCGGGGGUCUGCCCCCGUCAUUUUCACCGUUUCUCUCCGCACCUGUGUACCCUUUUCUUCCUCCGCAGCAGCUCCCGCUGGUGGUCGCCCCUGCGGUGUACGGACAGCCGAUGAGGGGAGCCGUCGCUUACGAUAUUUUGCAAGCUGAUUCGGCCUACUGGGCGCUUCUGUCCUCACAGAGUCAGGCUUUGUUUCCUGCGUCAUACGCGGUGUUGAGUGCUGGGAAGCCUGGCGAGCAGCCUGGCACUGGCUUCUUCCCCCCUUCUGGGUGUGAAGGUUCCGGCGAUCCUUCCGCGUUUGCUGGAGGAGACCCACGCUCCUCUGCCUCACAGCCGCUGUGUACCCAAAAGCUUCCGGUUGCCUCUUCUUUUGAAGGUCAGGGCGCAUUCGAAGGUACAGGCACGUCGGCGGAGGGAGUCUCUGCGUUUUAUGCGCCUUUAGCAGCACACUGUCCUCAGCAGGCCGUUUUUCACCUUGUUUGCGGGUGUGGCGAAAGGGGCCCAAAGGCCCAUGGAGGGGCGGCGGGGAAGGAUGGAGCGGGCGAGCAAGAUGGCCGCUUGACUGUGACGCCUUGUGCGAUCACGACGACCGCGGGUGAGCUCGGCGAAGACGAAUCGCCUUUCGCGGAGACAGGCGCUCAUCUGUAUGGCGAUAAAGGCGAGUGGAACAGAGGGGGCGGUCAGCAGCGUCAGGACCCGUCGAACCCCUCCUCGCCCGCGCUGUGCUCGUUUCUUUCGGGCCCGCCGGUGUCGAGCCUUUCCACGGCUUCCAGCGGCUCAGCGGAGGACUUGGUGCGCGUGGUGGCUGAAGGCGACAGGUGUGGCGCGAAGCCCGGGGCCCCGGGAGACAGUGGCAGGGGGGCUGAGGGACACGGCCCUCGCCGCGAGCAGCCGGCCCGCAACUCGCAGGGGCCUGCCGCAUGGCCCGAGCCUCCUGGAGCAUCUGCGGCACCCGAAGGAGACGGUCUUCUCGUGCGAGGGCGUCAACAGGGUCGGGCGACAGGGCUCGCGGAGGGGAUCUCUGGGGGCUCGCUGGAAGAGCCGCGGAGCCCAGGGGUCGUAGCGGCGCUUUACCGCGAAGGAGAGGGAAUUCAGGGCUCUUUGUCGCCAGAAGAAACUCCGGGCGUUGGCGUCACGCCUACGUCCUCUUUGGAUCGAGACUCGCCUGAACAGUCUCGUGUGUCGUCGUGCCCCGUCAGUCUGUGUGAAGGCGCAGAAGAUGCCCAUGUCUGCGGUCGGGAGGGUGGCAUGCGUGGGGGCGACGGGCCCGAUGGGUCCCUGUCGGGCCCGUUGGGCGACCGCGCGGCGUGUGAAGAGAACCCGAAGGGAGGCGCAGGUGACGCCUCUGGACCCAGCGCGUAUCCGGCUCAGCAGACAGCUUUGCCGUCCUUCUCGCCGGGACUCGACGGAGGGGGGCGGUACUUUUUGCCGAAUGGAGUUGACCUGAGUGUCCCAGAGCCCCCGGUUCUGCCAGCAGCUAAUUCGUUCGCUGCCACGCCGUCCCCCUCAUCGUUUGCAUCCCAGGCUUCCUCUCCGUUCGUUUAUCCAGGCGUGGGGGCGGGGUCGCCAGCCUUCUCGGCUGCCUAUCCUCCGUUCGUCGCGUUCCUGUACCCGUCUUUCGCGCCAGUCGCCUAUCCCCCGGGCGCCCCUCUGGACUUCGCCGGCGCGUCGACAUACGGGCCCUUCGAGUGUCACGGGACAAUGCCGUCGGCUUUCUCCGGAGUUUCGUACUACAAUCUGUCUGCCCUUCCUUUCGCUUACUCGCCUUGUGACCCUGCCCCGGAGGCGAUCUCGGCGGGCCUCGCGGGCGCGAGCGGCGGGGCGUUCUCCCUCGCCUCCCCUCCUUAUUACGGAUCGGGGGCCGCGCCGCCAGCCGCGCCUGUCUCUGCAGAGUCGUAUGGGACUCUUCCGGUCGCGGAGACCGCUGCAGGGGGCGUGUGCGUACAGGAAGCAUCGGAGUUUGCCUUGUCCGCAGGUGCGCCAGAGAGCGGGUCGCCGCCAUGUGUGCGGCCUCUGCAGGAACUCACGCCCCUGCUGGAAGGGAUAGCAGAGGCGGGGGAGAGGGACGACAGUCUCGAGUCGGAAUGUGACGACGGGGGCAGCGAGACGUCGCGGGAGAGUGCCCACAACGCAGAAGAAAUACCGCAGCGAGGGGCGGGCGAAGACGCAAGUCGAACGGUAACCGCGGAAGGCGAGCAUGCGACAGCAGCGACCCUAGGGCCUGCGGCGGGGGUCACUUCAACUCGUGCGGGGCCUGAGGCUGCGACACCAGGCUCCGAGUACCCAGUAGCGGCCGCCGCACCUGCAGACAGCGAGCCCGCGGCGCCUGCUUCCUCGCUUGCCUGGGCGGCCUCGUCAGAGCCGGUAGCGGGGCCUGGGGACGCAGCCGAGACGCGGCGAGGUGCGCGGAGCCCAGUCUACAGGGGCUUGCAGACAGGCGCUGCGGGUUCGAGUUCUCCUUCGGCGUCUGCGGAUGCUACACUCGGCGCGUGGCCAGGGCCUUCUCGGGCGCCGGCGUCUCUGGAGAGUGUUUCGCGUGAAUGUGCAGCCGGCAUCCCGGCACUCCCGCUCAGUCGCGACCGCGGAGACAGGUGUCUUUUCCAGGGGCCCGCUGCAGACCCCAACGCACGGGCGGCGCCCCUGGACUCGGGUGCGCGGUUCGAGAGGCCCGCUCAGGCUGGCUGGUUGCGUCGUGGCUCUGGCGCUGAGCGGCGCGCCGUUGCGCAGUUCGGUUCAACUCCCUCAGGGCCAGACGGCCGCAUGAGGAAAGACACGCGGGAUCGAGGCCGCGGGAGCAGCCUGGCGAGUCGGCGCGGCCGCGAGGCGCACUUUGCGCGGGACCGGAGUGGAAGGGGCAGCUUCGGCUCCUUCUCGUCUAUGUCGUCCGCAGGCUCGGGGCCGCCGUUUGGGCCCCGUCGCGCCUCCUUCACGCCGCUGAGUCACGAGGGGGAGAGACAGCGAGACCGCAGAGCCCCGCAGAGCCGGCGCGAGCCCAAGGGUCGGUACGUGCCUGUCCUGGCGGCUAGGUCGAGGGCGGGCGAGGCCGAGGGAGGGGGGGAUGCGCGAGAGACAACGCGGGACGCGCGUCCCAACCCGGGGGAGGAGACAUUGGCAGGCGAAGGACGGCAAGCAGAGACGAACGGACCGACGCGCGCGGAACGAGGAGAGAGCGGCUGCACGGAGUGGAAGGAGAAGAGAGGAGACCCGGGCGCGGACGCGCUCGACUCAAGAAGGGCAGGAGCGCCGCCCGACGAGGCCCUGCUUGCUCCGGCGGAUUCAAAAGGGUGCAGCCCGACAUCUGGACCACGGCGCUCGGCGUCUCCUGUGGCGAGCCGCCCCCUCGCUGCUCCUGUCGAGAGACACCCCGCUGGCGCUGCAGAGAACCAGGGGGCGCGCGGGUCGCUAGGGGCCGAUACGGGUGAGACCCUCGGUCCGCAGAGCUUCGCUGGAUCCCCGCCGUCGUUUACACAAGCUUCGUCGAGCUUGCCUGUCGUCGCCGUCGCUCCGCCUUCUCUGUUGGCGCCUCCCGCAGGCGACCCGCCAGGCCCUUCUGCUGCGCCGUCUGGCCCCUCCGCGUCUGCGCCGCUCAGCUCGCCCUCCGCGUCGUCGGCGCCUCCUCCUCUCCCGGUCGCCGCUCGCACGCCGCCGGCCGAGGGAGCGAGUCCGCCCGCCGUGUAUUCGGAGAAUUCGGUAGGGGGAGGAGCGGCGCUAGUCCACCCGCCGCUGCAGUCCUGCUCGGGGGCCUUGAGGUCUCCGUCUUCGGGCUCGGCGGCCCGAGAGGCCGAGCGCGGGCCCCGCGGCCCGCUGGGGCCUGAGGCGCAGAAGGGCGCGCGGCCGGGAGACCCCGCCCAGGGCGCGAGAGAAGCUGCGCAAGCCAAUGCGAAGCAGGACAAGCCCGCGCACUUACGGUGGAGUUCGUGGGACUCCGACGCCAGUGGAUGGUCUUCUCUCGGUGCCCUCAACUCGCAGGCGCUUGUCGCGGGGUCGACUCAAGAGCUAGGUCCGGGGGCACGAAAGCAGGAGCCCGACGGCCUCCCGGUUGCGCCUCCGCCGCCUCUUCAGAGCCUUCCGCGCCCGGCUUCGUCCGAGGCGUUUGCAGGCAAAGACGGGGAGAGGGGCCCCUUCGGGCGCCCCCGCGGGGGGGGGGGCGGCGAGGGCAGUUGGCCCGUGACGAGGGGCGACGUGAGCGUCUCGUCGUCAGCGAGUCACCAGAGAGGCAAGAGAGAGAACGAAGCGGCGCGCGACGCCCCACGCGCGGGCGAGGCGAAGCCGGAGAAGUUGCCGCUCGAGCAGGAGGCGCGAGCCAGGAGAGACAAGCAGAAAGAGCAGGAAGUUUGCGGGUUCCAGUCUAAGGGAAAAGCUGGAAAAAACGGCAAGGGUUGGCGGGAGAUCAGCCAGGGCCCGGGUCCAGUUGUACCCUGCGCGCCCGCGGAGAGAGGCGCAGGCGAGGCGAAGGAGACUGCGCGACGCGCGGCGCCGAGAGAGCGGAACUUUUUCUCAGCCGCCUCUCAGGGGUCGGUGGGCGUCUCGCAGACGCGGCGUCAAGGCGACGAGGGCGCUCAGGCCUCGCGCGCGGAGGAAAGGGAGAGGGAUGGCGAGCGGAACGGCGGCGCGAAGGGCCGCAGCGGCGAGGACAGCUCGACUGAAGCGCGUCAGAGCGAGGCGUCAUCUUCUUUCUCGGCCUCUCGCACGGGCGCAGUCGAGAAGACGGCUAGAUGGAGGGCGACGGCCGAAGCUGCUGCAGGUGGGUCGGCGCGGGGGGUCUCCACGGGCUCGCUGAACUCGCAGAGGGACCAGGCAACUGGCAGAUCGGCGCGAGAUGCAAGAAAGCAGGCCACGGACGGAGAGCAGCGGCGCACCGCGCCGGUGGCGGCGUCGAGCGGGGGACGCACGCCCCAGGGGGGCGGGGAGCGGCCAGAGACUUCAAGAGGAGAGGAAACGAAGAAAAUCCGAUAUCGGUUCGUGGAGAGUGAGCGAGGCAAGGCGCAGCCACUGGGCGAGCCUGAGCGGGCGGCUCUGAAGGGAGAGGGUGUCCGUAGAGGCGAGGAUGCAGAAGGUGCGGAGAUAGCUGCAGUCCCCCCGUCGCGGCAGAAAGAGGAGACCGCUCGUGAGAAGCCGCGUCCGUUCGAGAAACGGAGGAAUAUCAUGUUCCCACUUUUGUCUCGAGCGGUGGGAGAGGCCUGCAAGGACGCCACACGUGGCGGCCGCAGACGCCAGAAACGGAGUUCAGGUGUCAGUCUUUCUUCGUCGCUCGCCUCUAGCCCCGUGUCUUCGUUUUCUUCGUCGGCGUCGUCGUCGUGCUUCUCCUCUGCUGUCUCUGCCGCUUCUUUGUGCGCGUCGUCGGCGUCCUCGUCCCGCGCGUUUUCUGCCACGAGUCCGUUGUCGUCUUUCGCCUCCAUUUCUUCCCUGCCGUCGGAUAUCUCGUUCCACUCUGCGUCUUCGAAGUCGUCUUCUCUCUCCUCCUCGUCCUCCUCCUCCUCCACGUCGUCCCUGGCCUUCUCGUUUCCCUCUGCCUCCUCCCCGUCGGCCGUCUCGCUGCCUGCCUCUGCGCCUCUGGCCGCCUCCGCUUCCGCCUCCGCCUCCGCCUCGGCGCGAGGAGACGGGCCGCGGGGCGCGGCGUGCCCGGUGGCGGCUCGAGUUCUGAACGACGCGUAUCAUUCGUCCUGUGCGUCCGCGCGCCGCAGCAGCCAGCCGAAAGGCGUCGCAUCCUCCUCUUCAGCUCCGUCGGCCUUCUCCGCGUGGUCGCUCUCCACGUCGUCGCUCUCCGCGUCGUCGCUCUCCACGUCGUCGCUCGCGCCCGCCUCCACGCUGCCGGCGUCGAGCCACUCGUCUUCCCUGUCCUCCUCUUCGUCGUCGCUUUCUGAGAAAGCCGAGGCGGAGAGGCCGGGGGCAGGCAGCGGCAGUCUCCGCCGCGAAGCGGAGGAGGACGGCGAGUCUCGACGGCGAAGAGACGCAGCGUGCGAGCGUGGCAAGAGAGAAGCGGCGCACAGCCGGCACCCGCGCGUCGCGCAUCCCGAGCGCAGAAGAGACGAAGAAAAGGAAAAGGCCCUCGACGAGAAGAUGGCGACGAUUCGGGAGCAAAAUCGACUCCUAGAGAAGAGACACAGACAGGUGCGAGGCAGCAGCGCGAAGUCGAGAUCGCACCAGCGAAGCACGAGCCUCUGCGGCCUCUGCGGGCGAAAAAAGGACUCAGCGAUGAAGGCAUCUAGGUCUUGCGUACAUACAUAUGCGUAUAUAGAUAGAAAUAGAUAG